AUGUCAAGAGCAACUUCUAUCUCAUCUCAAUUUCGAAGAAUUCGAUACUUUUUCGUAGACAUCCAAGAAAAUCCAACGGGUACUGUUUGUACAUGUUCGUCAACUGAAGAGAUUAUACGAUCGGCAGAAAUUAAUAGGUACAGUAAUCAUGUUGAUAUUUGCUUCCUUUUAUUGGCUGCACUUGUCAUUGUCAAUGCCGUUCCAUAUCAACUUCUUAAAAGAGGAAGAGACAUAGGCUUGCCAUGUUCAGCAAAUCCUAGCAGUUCUUCCAUCUAUGCAAACCUUAAACCUUUCCCUCCUGUGUCUAAUCAAUCCGUUGAUUAUACAGUUUUGGAUUUUCAUUAUGCGAAAGCAGCUACAUUUUCAAUUGAUGUACCAGAUGUUCCGACACCACUACUUCCUAGUAAAUACGCGAUUACAGUAAUAAUUGCAGAUAACCCAAAUAAACCAAAAAUCCAUGCCUGUUCAUAUGCUAUUUUUGGUUAA
This is a messenger RNA of Rhizophagus irregularis DAOM 181602=DAOM 197198, 486 nucleotides long. The record is from RefSeq and is a predicted model, not a curated record. Lineage: Eukaryota; Fungi; Glomeromycota; Glomeromycetes; Glomerales; Glomeraceae.